Molecule: messenger RNA, 3737 nt
Organism: Owenia fusiformis
Lineage: Eukaryota; Metazoa; Annelida; Polychaeta; Sabellida; Oweniidae
Source: the annotation of a GenBank genome assembly
AGUAUCACCACGGAAUGUCGGAUCCAUCUGCCCAUAAUCCGGAAAUUCAACAUGACCCGUUUAAACGUUAGACGGCUACUUAGAAUAUCGCCAUUUAUUUGACAGAGAUCUGGAUCUGUUUCUAGAACACCUAAUGAUAGUCCUAAGUAAUUUCCAGCCUCUCUAUAUAAUUAUUAAUUUUUAAUACCAUAAGGGAAUAUAACUUGCCGCCUGGCCGUGACGUACCAGCGUGAUUAACCCGGGAAUCAUUAUAAUAAUGGACGCGAAAUAUAUGGAGGCAACUUGUAAAUGUAAGUGAAUCAUCUAAUUUAAAGAUAUGUCUUAAGUCAAGUAUAUUACGAAUAUGACAAGGAUUAAAUCUCGAGACGGCCAUGAUGGGGGUUCGGGAGAAGUAGCAAGGGAACGCAACUGGAAUAGUGAUGGUCGACUGUCGGGUCUGCAAAACAUCGGACAAACUGAAAACACUUUAAAUAGAAAAAGUUGGAAUAGUGAACGAGAUUUAAAUCGAGGAAGCAAUACGUUCGUGGGAAAAACACAGAGUAAUUCUGGCACUCCUUUACUAUCUGAAUAUAAGUUAGUUAAUGGAACAUCACCAGAAAAACAACAUGGAAAGAUAAACUGUAAUCGAGAUGCAGGUAGUGGUAGCGAAAUCAACAGUGAUUCCUUUGGAACAUGGCCCAUAGAUAGGACUAAUAAGACACAAACUCGCACUACAUUUCAAGUGCCUUUACAUUUUGAUGUCGUUAAUGAGCCGGAGUGUGCACCAUCUGGACUUCAGGCGGAGGGAUACCUACAUUCAUCUGAGCUUGAAAUCCCAAAACAUCAACUUCCGGAGAUUGUUAUUCCGAAUGAAAAAGUAGAACUUACUGAACUAAGUGGCUUUGACACUUACGGUCCCGAAAGGGACUCUGAAAGUUGGACUCCUUUACGUAGGCGUAGUACAAAGCAUAGAAAAUCACGUCAAACAAAACGGAAAUGUGGCGCGGGACGAUUAAAAGCUUCAAAUAUGUUUGAACUUGGUGUAAAUAUUUUAGAAGGUGCUAACAACUCUAAGAGUGUAUUGUACGAUGCGUUUAAGAUCAUCACAGUCUGGGCUGGACGUAGCGAUGAUGACUCCGUGGACCGUCUCAACUACAGGUACACGACCAUCAUCCUUGUUCUGUUCGCAGUGCUCGUCACUGGAAAACAAUACGUCGGCCACCCAAUUGCAUGCUGGACACCUACUCGCUUUACGGAAGCGCACGUGGAAUACGCGAACAGUCUAUGUUGGAUUAAAAAUACAUACGUUAUUCCAACUAUUGACGCCGAUAUCCCAAAAGAAGAUGCUCUUCGCGAACAGGAGGAAAUUGGCUACUACCAAUGGGUCCCAAUUGCGUUGCUUUGCCAGGCAGCGUUGUUCUAUUUUCCGUGCCUCGUUUGGAGAUUUCUGAACGACAAAAGUGGGAUUAACUUAAAUGGUUUGGUGUCCUCCGUGCAAGAUGUUCACGCCAAUCCGGACAAUAGGGACAAGAUGAUUGAUUUCAUGGUCCGUUGUAUUGAUAGAGGAUUGGCUUCCCGGCAGGACAGACGUAGAGGCCUUUGUUUCAAAAUAAAACACAGACUGGCUCAAAUGAAGCUGUUUUGUGGGCGUCGCCAUGGUAACUACCUGAUGCCUCUUUACUAUGCCAUAAAACUACUGUAUAUAGUUAACUCUAUGGGACAAUUGCUGUUGCUCAAUAUAUUCCUUGGGACAGACUAUACCUUAUACGGCGUCCAGGUUAUCAGGGACCUUUUGAAGGGAUCCGAUUGGACGGCCACUCAGAGAUUCCCAAGGGUCACCCUAUGUGACUUUAAAGUACGAGAAGUUGGGCUUAACGUACACAGAUAUACUGUCCAAUGUGUACUUCCUAUUAAUCUAUUUAAUGAGAAAAUCUAUUUGUUCAUAUGGUUCUGGUUUCUAACCAUUGCCGUUCUGACAUUGUUUAGUUUUCUAACUUGGAUAUGGUUGAUGGUAUUCAGUAGACGUACGAAGUAUAUCAAAUCAUUCUUGAAGUUACUUGGAAUGUACAAUGGGGAACGUGACAAGAAAAUGUUACGAACGUUCGCGGACACAUACCUAAGACAAGACGGGAUAUUUGUGCUGCGUCUGCUCGAGAGGAACACCAGUGACAUCAUACUCUCGGAGAUUAUCGCGGGACUCUGGGAGAAUUACAAAAGAAAUAUACCUCCGUUACCAGAUAUAGAUGCGUCAUCGCCGACACAUGGAGUCGUACGGAAUAGAAACAAAGCUCCUUCUGCGCCGAAGUACAAUCAGCACCGUCCAUCAUGAUACAGAGACUGCAAACGUCGUGCGUAUGGCAGCAUACCGGAAUGAUAAAUCAGGAUCGUAAACGAGGUGAUGCGAGAGACUGUAUCCCCGUGGGAUAUGCGUAGUUUCUCAUCGGACCUCAUUGAGAAUUCCCUCAAUUAGAUACGAUGUCAAGUUAUGGGGUCAUAUACAAUUCACAUGGAAAGGAGAAGAGCUGGUUGAUUGAAUGUAGUGUCCAUGAUAAUGCCGAUAACUGAAUGACAGAGUUGGCACUGUAAAGAUGGCGACGAAGCUCCAUCAAACAAUGCCUAAACGUGUAAACAAUGUUUCUCUACCUUACAUGUGCCUGUCUAGGUAUUGUCUAGGUAUUGUCUAGGUAUAAAUGUUAGGAAAUCAUUUUUGAAACAAAAUAUGAGAGCCUGACAAAAUCUGAAUUUUAGAAAAUGUAGAAAUGUAGAUAAUUUCAUUUUGGAAACACAGUUGUAUUCUAAUGAAAUCGAAGAAUGCCCAGAUAAAUGUGCCCCUUUUCGAUGAAAUAGUUAUUGGUACAACUCGUUUAAACGAAAUCAGGAGCUUUGACAUUGUAAAGAGGUGUACGCGACAGAAUUAAGGCAGAAUCUUCAUGUGAUGCAGCUUUAGCUAUACAUCACACGAUACAAGAGAGUACCAAAGAUGAAAUAUUCGGCAGAGGCUGCAUAAGUCGUCCCGAUAGACUUUUACUGUCAGUGUAUAUAGGAAGAUUAUUCAAUGAAUACUAACUUUGAGUAAGGAGUCUCACAUGUUUAUUUACCUAUUGUAGUUAUUCGUUUUGAGCAGAGGCUGGCAGGGACGAAAUGUAAUGUACACCCCUCCGAAAGUAUGGUCAUGUUAACUAACCAUUGGGUUGUAUGAAAAGCCUUGUUUAUCACGGGAUUUUAUUUACCUUAUAAGGGUAUGACUAUGGUGAAUCUUAAUAUCCUUAUAUAUAAACAGGCUUUAAUCGUCAACUAGGGAAGUUGGUUUGCCAAACUUUUGAAAGGAGCAAACCGUUCAUUCAAGAUCAUUUCCCCUUCAUAUUUUUAUUUCACCUCAACAUUAUGUUUUUUAGAAUAAAUGACAGGUAGUAUUCUUAGGUGGAAUUGUUGAUGCGAUCUUUUGAAUGUUUGUGUACUUCAGUUUUGAGCCAAAUAUCCAUUCAGCGUAUUUUAUAAUCAAGUGAAAUGGUUCUUAUACAAUUGUGUACACAGCAAACUACCAAAAUGCUUUAGGAUCAUAAGGCUAACUAAUCUAUCAUAAAACAGAAUCACGGUAGAGGGGCCGUUUCGUCUCGUGUAAUUUUUUAAUUUAUAGCCAAGGAGGAUUGGAAGCCAGGUUUCCAACUCGGUAUUCUUUAAUCUCCAAUCGAUGAGGUAGUUUCCAAUCCUGCCUGUAUAUUUCUACGGCUGCAAGGAGAAUGGCCGAUAUUCUUGAU